UCAAGUCUUUUUUCUUUUGAGUUCAAAAACUGUAUCAAAAAAAUACUYCCAAAAACCUCUUUCUUCGUAAAAUUCUAGCCUUCAAAACCGUUCACGUUCCUCAUAGGGCAUCUUUAUUUCUCCCUUUAACAAAUACCGUCAAUAUUCGCCAUGUUUAGUAUGUAAUUGUGGUAUAAAAGGAAUGGAAAUGGUGGCCUUUUCGACUCCAUACGACCAACUUAACAGACAAGACAGGCAAGCAAACAAGGCGAAUAUCUCAGCACAUCGCGUCCUUACUCAUGUAGUUGAGGGCUUUAUUAUUCAAGAAAGUAACUUUCCUUUUACGGCUGAUGACGAUGAAGAAGAUUACGACCCUCUUCACAACAGUAACCAUGAUCACAACGGAGACAUUGAUAUGGAGACUGGUAGUGAAGCCCACAGCCCACUAAGCAUUGACGAAAGCAAUGACGUAUUCUAUGAAUCCAAUUACCUUCCUGGCCACUGUGAACAGUGCGGUAAUGUCACAGAGAUCCACCAUCAACGUGGACCAAGGAGGUUUUGUUCUACUUCGUGUGCGCGCCGAUACAGCGUUAGCUGCUCACGUAAGAUGAUGGCUUAUCAUGCACGGAUGAAAAGUCCACGAGGGAGACAACCAAGUACUAAUAAUAUCACUGGCGUGCAAGGACACAGAAAAGCUUUACAUUCCACAUCUAGAAUAAACAUUGAUCAUGGAUUUGAACCAUCCACGGUUAACGCUGCAGUACAAGUCAAUGAAUUUGAUGUUCCUAGUAUGCACUUUGAUUGGACUCGAGGCGAAGUUGAACCUCUUUGGAUAUACGAACACGUGGAGGAGGCCAAGUGGGAUGUAGAACAAGUCGCGAAUUAUAUAAGGUCUUUAACUGGAUGCGAAGAAUACGCCGAUGCAUUUGUUACAGAAGAGAUAGACGGUCAAGCACUGAUGCUACUGAGAGAAGAACACAUGGUCGUUGCCUUGAAGAUGAAACUCGGCCCCGCUCUUAAAAUCGUUGCCAAAGUUAACGCUAUGAAAAGAGAAGCCUACAAGAAGCUCACAAAUUAAGUUGCAGGAAACUAGAGGAGCCAUCUGGUUCAACACUAAUACCUUUUAAUGUUAUGUCGGCCAUUUUGAAAAGUAACCAAGCUUCGUUAUGAGAGUAAAGGGAUCGACUUAGCAUUAAUAAUGCUUCUUAAUAUUUUUUUUAUUAAAAGCUUAGCCUUACGGA
Actinia tenebrosa (Australian red waratah sea anemone) is the source of this 1220-nucleotide messenger RNA. Its product is annotated as polyhomeotic-like protein 2. Lineage: Eukaryota; Metazoa; Cnidaria; Anthozoa; Actiniaria; Actiniidae. Gene Ontology annotation, cellular component: PRC1 complex; nucleus. Gene Ontology annotation, molecular function: chromatin binding; histone binding. Gene Ontology annotation, biological process: negative regulation of DNA-templated transcription. The record is from RefSeq and is a predicted model, not a curated record.